GUUGGAUGCCCCUGUCACCAGCAGAUUUGUUGACGUGCAUCCACUCAUGCGUCACUCAUUACCAACUAGUACAUUAAACAUCAUUUUGGGGUCUAGCGUUCUCUACCACUUUGGAUGAUGUUAGAGAUAUUGAUCUUUCGAGAGCUAUGGGUGCCCGAAUCCUAGCAUGUUUUUUCUUUUUAGUUUCUGUAAGAUUCAUGUUGGACAUUCUAUUGUCAUUUUGUCCAUGGAUGUAUCUAUUAACGUUUGUAGAGGUUUUUACUUUUUUUUGAGCGAGGAGAGAGCAGACCGAGAAACAAACUAAGGAGAAAAGCCUAGACACUGAUUCAUUAAGCAGGGCACUCAAAUGGUUUUCUUUCUUUCCUAUUUCAUUUUCAGGGUUACUCUGUUUCAGUCCUUAUUCCUUAAGGGGAUUAAGUUAACUUCACCAGCAAUGGCAACAGCCAUGCCGAACCUUGCUCCAGGGCUUAUUUUCAUUAUUGCUUGGACAUUAAGGUUAGAGAAAGUUAAGCUAUGUUGCGUAUACAGCAAAGUCAAGAUUGUAGGCACCAUUUUAUGCGUUGUAGGUGCCCUCAUGAUGAGUCUAAUGAGCAGCACUGAAUCAGCAAAAGAGUCAAAGUCCACGGAAAGUACUCCCACGGGAGAUAUGAGCUUCGACAAACAUAAGAUUAACGGUUGCUUAUAUCUCAUAGCAGCGGUUUUUGUUCUAUCAAGCAAUGUUGUAUUGCAGGCUACUACUUUGGGUGAUUUUCCUGCUCCUAUAUCCCUGUGUGCCAUAACAUCAUUGAUUGGAGUAAUUAUAACUGCGAUUGUAGAAUUGGUUCUAAACCACAGAGUGGACGUUGGCUGGCCCCUGAUGAGACUCGGGACCCUCAUUUGCUAUUCUAUACUGGGAGGUGCUGUUGGUGGAGCAUGUGUGAGCUUCAAUGGAUGGGCAAUGAAGAAGAGGGGCCCAGUUCAUGUGGCCGUGUUUAACCCCAUUGGAACAGUUAUCUCAGUUGUUUUUUCUGUUAUUACCUUAGGCGACAGAUUUAACCUUGCAAGCCUUGCUGGUAUGUUCCUCAUGUUCACUGGUCUAUACUUGGUGCUAUGGGCUAAAGGCAAAGAAGGUUUCCGUGAUGGUGAUCACCUGGAAAGUGAGUUUGAUCCACAGAAGCGUCUCCUGGCUUGAUAAUUAGCGUCAAUAUUCAGAUAGAUUGCCCUAAUUUGUUCAGUCAGCAAACCCUGUAUUGGAAAGAGCUAGUGCACAGAGGAAACGCUAGCUUUAUUGUUGUUGACAGGUUCACUAGAAAAACCUCCUGGUGUGUAAAUAUUGUUCAAGAUACUCACCCCUUCUGGAAUCAUAGAAUGAUCAGACUACAUGUGUUUCUUGAAAGCUCGAACAUAUUUUGGGUUGUGUGUAGAAACUUGAGAGAUUCUUGGAAAAAUGUUUCCGUGGCUAAUAUAAUUGUACUUGUAUAAAGCGGUUUGAUUUGUUGUA
Molecule: messenger RNA, 1480 nt
Organism: Populus euphratica (Euphrates poplar)
Lineage: Eukaryota; Viridiplantae; Streptophyta; Magnoliopsida; Malpighiales; Salicaceae
Product: WAT1-related protein At5g47470-like
Exons: 5
Coding region: 347-1171 (274 amino acids)
Cellular component (GO): membrane
Molecular function (GO): transmembrane transporter activity
Source: RefSeq, a predicted model, not a curated record